GCGAAAAAAUGCUCGAAAAAUUCCUUCAAUCCGUAUCAUUAAGCGAAGCAAUCGAUUUCCAUUAUCGACAGAUUCCUCCGCGCCACAUAGCUCUCGUUGCUCGUCGCAGACUCAUUUCGACCAUCGGAGCUGCUGGAGGAACAAGAACGAGAAACAAAUAAAUUUGCAUUUCGUUUCAUAAGCUGAACGGUGCGUUUUGGCUGAAUGGAGGGCCGGGGAAGGAAGGGCUAGCGGAGGGAAGCUGACAGCCUCCACGUGACUGGGAAGUAUUGGUUUAUCAUUUUAGAUCUUUUGGAUUUCCGUUUAGGAACGGAGCAAGCAGGUGAUUGAAAAUGAGCAAAUAGCUUCCCCCUUUUUCGCCCGCUAAUUAGUUGUUGAUUGCUUAUCACCGGCACAACGGAAAUUUAUGCGUUAACGGAAUUAGAAUCUUCAUAUGCUUCCUUGGUUCUGUCUCCAUUUACUUCAUAAUUUGUAUUGCUAGGAAGCUAGCAUCAUGGUUCACGGAUAAGUUUUGAGCUUAGUGUGUUCUGUUUUGCAUAGAUGCUAUAACUAAAUACCUAAAUUUCGUGUCCCGGAUGCAGUUUUGAGGUGUUGAAUAAUUUGAGCUCGAUAGAUGGCGACAUCAGUACAUAUGCGGCAAAUUUUAUCGGGAACUUCCCCUCGUUUCUUCCAGUUUGAGACAUGUUCCUAUGAUGUUAACUCUGUAUGGUCCAGGUCCAACAAAUCCAAUUUAUGUAACAGAAGAAAAAGAAUUUCGGUGUAUGUGCUAGGGAAAAGAAGUUCAAGAAUAUGCCUGACUUCCAAGAAGAGAAGUACAUUAGAGGUUAUAGAUUCUGAAUUCCAUGGCAUGACUGAUCGUGGCCGAUUAGAAUCCGUUGUUUGCAAUUGUCAACGGAUAGACAGUGUUGGCAGCUCAGCAACUGAGGAUCAAGACAAUCCAUGGUCCUGGGGCACGGAAAAACGAUCAUCAGGGUCUCUUGGUGGGAAUUUCGAUGGUGGUAAGUCACACGGAGAAGCUCCUGAGAUUGAUGCGCCAGUCGAACACACAAAUGGAAGUAUAAUAUCCAACGGAAAGUCAACUAUGGAUGGACUUGCAAAAGAAACAUUGCACGAGGUCAGUGAGAAUUCAAUUGAGGAUGAAGCAUGGAAUUUACUGAGGGACUCCAUUGUUUACUAUUGCAAUAACCCUAUUGGAACAAUUGCUGCAAAUGAUCCAAGCAGUAGCAGCAUCCUGAACUAUGAUCAGGUUUUUAUUCGUGACUUCAUACCUUCUGGGAUAGCAUUUCUCUUGAAAGGAGAGUAUGAUAUCGUACGGAACUUCAUUCUUUAUACACUUCAGUUACAGAGUUGGGAGAAAACCAUGGAUUGUCAUAGCCCUGGUCAAGGAUUGAUGCCUGCAAGUUUUAAGGUGCGGACUAUUCCCCUUGAUGGAGAUGAUUCUGUAACUGAGGACGUCUUAGAUCCUGAUUUUGGUGAAGCUGCCAUUGGUCGUGUGGCACCAGUUGAUUCUGGACUUUGGUGGAUUAUAUUGUUGCGAGCAUAUGGGAAAUGUUCCGGAGAUUUCUCUGUGCAAGAGAGAGUUGAUGUGCAAACUGGAAUCAAAAUGAUUUUAAAGCUGUGUCUUGCAGAUGGUUUCGAUAUGUUUCCAACUUUGCUGGUGACAGAUGGUUCUUGUAUGAUAGAUCGUCGUAUGGGAAUUCACGGUCACCCUCUUGAGAUUCAGGCAUUGUUUUACUCAGCAUUGCUGUGUGCACGUGAGAUGCUUGCUCCUGAAGAUGGAUCGGCUGAUCUUAUUAGGGCUCUAAACAGCCGUCUUGUUUCAUUAUCAUUCCACAUAAGGGAAUAUUACUGGAUUGAUAUGAGAAAACUCAAUGAGAUCUACAGAUACAAAACGGAGGAAUAUUCAUAUGAUGCUGUUAAUAAAUUUAACAUCUAUCCUGAUCAAAUUCCCUCGUGGUUGGUGGAAUUCAUGCCAGCUAAAGGAGGUUAUUUGAUUGGAAACCUGCAACCCGCUCACAUGGACUUCCGUUUUUUCUCUCUUGGGAACCUAUGGUCUAUUGUAAGCAGUCUGGCCACUGCAGAUCAAUCACAUGCCAUCUUAGACCUGAUUGAAGCAAAAUGGUUAGAGUUGGUGGCUACCAUGCCAUUCAAGAUAUGCUACCCUGCUCUUGAAGACCAGGAAUGGCGUAUUAUAACCGGCAGUGACCCUAAAAACACUGCUUGGUCCUACCACAAUGGAGGCUCUUGGCCAACUUUGCUCUGGCAGCUUACGGUCGCAUGCAUUAAAAUGAAUAGACCAGAGAUCGCUUUAAAGGCAGUCCAGGUAGCUGAGAGACGGUUAUCAAACGACAAGUGGCCUGAGUAUUAUGAUACAAAGCAAGCAAGGCUUAUUGGAAAACAGGCACGACUUUUUCAAACAUGGUCUAUUGCAGGAUACCUUUCGGCAAAGCUCUUCCUAGCCAAUCCAAAUGCUGCAAAAAUCCUCAUGAACGAAGAGGAUUCAGAGCUUAUAAAUGCUAUGCUAAGUGCCAACCCAAGGAGGAGGGGACGGGGCAGGAAGAAGCAGAGCUUUAUAGUCUGA
This is a messenger RNA of Neltuma alba, 2581 nucleotides long. RefSeq names its product neutral/alkaline invertase 3, chloroplastic. Gene Ontology annotation, biological process: sucrose catabolic process. Gene Ontology annotation, cellular component: chloroplast. Lineage: Eukaryota; Viridiplantae; Streptophyta; Magnoliopsida; Fabales; Fabaceae. The coding region runs from base 614 to 2581 and encodes 655 amino acids. The record is from RefSeq and is a predicted model, not a curated record. The transcript is spliced from 7 exons. Gene Ontology annotation, molecular function: endo-alpha-N-acetylgalactosaminidase activity; sucrose alpha-glucosidase activity.